Fusarium vanettenii 77-13-4 is the source of this 2019-nucleotide messenger RNA. RefSeq lists its product as uncharacterized. The transcript has 5 exons. Lineage: Eukaryota; Fungi; Ascomycota; Sordariomycetes; Hypocreales; Nectriaceae. Gene Ontology annotation, molecular function: protein binding. The record is from RefSeq and is a predicted model, not a curated record. The coding region runs from base 1 to 2019 and encodes 672 amino acids.
AUGCUCUUUCUUUUGACCGUUGUUUCCUUCCUCUCGUUUGCUUCUGCAAACUUCCUCUUCAAAGGGAAACCUAUCGGAGACCCUACCUACAACUCGGCCAAAUACCACUGGGAAUGCGGCAAGAUCCGCGCCCUCGGCAACACCACAGACGGAACGUUCAAACUCAACUGGUGGCCCGCCAGGACCUGGGACCACAAGUCCUGCAGGGCCCUGCUGCACGUCAAAGAACUCCCCACGAACGGCCUAAAGCUCCACGCGGAAGAGCUCGUCAAGGUGGCUCGGUGGGGAGCCGACGCCCUGUGCGGUGGGACAUGGCAGCGUUCGAUGUACCCGAUGUGUCAACGCCCCUAUAUCACUCCCCCAGCCAACGCCGAGCAAGAGCCACAUGGGGAUAUCUGGCGGCCAGCUGCUUACAGCUGUCAAACAGGUGCCCAUGGAAAGCAGGAAAAAACGAUCCACAAAGGUAUUCAGUGCCUGGGAGAUCAAGCCCAAAAAAGUUUUCCCUCCCGGAGAAAUCAAACUCUUCCUCUCAAACAUCUUCACCUCCUACACCCACCCACACACGAUUCAAGUCCAUCUGGCUUCAUCAUGGACGAGGAACCAAACAACGGCUCGGCCUUUCUGGCCAAAAUCCCCAUCGAUAUCAUCUCGCACACCCUCUCGUUCCUCCCCGACAGGAAAUCACUUCUCAACUCGAUCCUGACCUGCCGGGAUUUCCACAAUGCUUACAACCUUUGUAAGACCUACAUCGCCUCGACCAUCUUCAUCAGAUCCAUGCCCCAGAGCGUCUACGAGGAGGCUGCAAUCUACUACCACCUCACCCGCGAGCAGUGGCACGGCGCCCGAGCUGGCAUUCAGGCUAUCAACCGCGUCUUUGCCAAGAAGCGUACUCUUGAUGAAGGUCAGCUUCCUGUUAAUCAGCGAAUGACUAUCAAGGAUAUAAAGACUAUGCACAUUUUCCACGACAAUGCCGGGUGGUGGGCCAACAGAAUCGCCACUAACCUCAAGCGAGACCAUCCCGUUCUCAGUGGCCAUACCUCCCCUUUCCAGCUUACUCCCACUGUCCUCAACCGCUUCAAGAGGGCCAUUUACCGUCUCUACAUAGCGUUCUUCUCCCACUUUUCAACUGUGGAGGCUGAACAGACGAUCAACGUCUGUGAGCUACUUGUCGCCGAGAUUGCCCCUUCGCUCAACAGAUUCAUCGACCAGGAUAUUGGGCUGGGUGGACUGGUGCCAGGCUAUGUCGACUGCGCAGCUGCUGACAUGCCCAUGGUUGUCCAGGGUCUCGGGCUCAUGCGUGACUUCAUCAACGCUCGCACCUACAACCAGCGCUACACACUCAUGCAGACUGUCAACCCUGAUGACUGGAGACCUGAGCGCUCGGUCCGGCCCCGUUUCCCCCUUGGCGAUCUGCAACUCCACUACGACUUUCAUCAUUGCGGUCUCGCCCCUGAGGAUCUCAAGGAGUUGAUCAAUGAACCUCAUCCGCUUUGGGUCUCUCGCGUGCCUUUCUACGACGAUGGUGAUAUCGGUCCGCAGUGGGCUUGGAGAAAGUUCAAUGCCCGGGCUGCCCUGUUUGGUGGUGAAUUCUACCAAACCAUGUAUGUCGCUCGCCCUUGGGGUUAUACCUUCUGGGACUACCACAUGCUGGACGCCGGUAACAUCAUACGCCUCAACGAGGACGCAACCCGUGAUCUCAUGCCUACUCUCGGCCCCGGACACAAGAUCUUCACAAUUUGGUGUCCCUUUCUCCAGUGGAGAACGGUGGAAGCCUGCCGAAAGGUUCGCCUCGCCUACUAUGUCAAGGCGGCUCUGCGGGCAUGGGGCAGCAUUGGGUGGUUCGAUGCGGACAACUUUCCUCCUGAUUAUCUAGUGAGCGAGCUGAUGACUAUUUUCAUGAUACAACUGACAGAGGACGAGGAGGACGAGGAGGAAGACAUGGCAUUCAUGGCCCUUCUUACAUACGCCUAUGAGUAUUCCUUGCAUCACGACAUCUGUCUCGUUGCUCCCGACGAGUAG